This is a messenger RNA of Acanthamoeba castellanii str. Neff, 719 nucleotides long. RefSeq lists its product as uncharacterized. The record is from RefSeq and is a predicted model, not a curated record. The annotation marks the transcript as partial. Gene Ontology annotation, molecular function: protein binding. The transcript has 7 exons. NCBI's taxonomy places the organism in Eukaryota, Discosea, Longamoebia, Acanthamoebidae.
AUGGAAGAGGCGUCGCAGGCGGCCUGCGCCGGAUUGGCGCACCUGCCGGAGGGCCUGGUCACGCUGGAUGUGAGCCACACGCACAUCACGUCCAAGGGCUUUCGCCACUUGUCCCGCUUGAGCCAGCUGCGCGAACUCACUCUUUCCUCCAUCGGCCCCAUGCUGCCGUCGUCGCUGGAGAUGCUGGACAUCUCGCACUGCAAGAAGGGCAACUUUGUUGACCAAUUGAAAGCGCGCGCUGAUGACUUGGAGAGCAAGAGGCUGUACCACAUCCCGUGGCCGGCCUCGCUCAAGCGACUGCGUCUCCAGGGCUACACUCUGGCCCUGGGCCUCCUCUACGAGUUUCCGCCGCUGCUGGAUAUGUUGGACAUCUCGUCGUGCGAGCUGCAGCCGCACACCGCAAAUUUCGGCGCGUGCCUUCCGCACCUACGCCUGCUCAUCGCCGACUACGCCAAGCUCCCCACCUUCCGCUCCCCGAGAAGUCACACCGACCGCCGCCCACCCCCCGGCCUCUGGAGUUUGCCAUCGGGCCUACAAGGGCUCCACUUGACAGCGUGCGCGGUGGGCAAUCGAUGGGACUUGCUGGCCUUCUUGCCCGCCUCGAUCACCCACCUCAACCUGUCCUGCACCGACUUGGCCGAGGAUCAGUGUUCAUUGGAGGCCCAAGGGUGGAGCGACCCGUUCAUGAACACAAUUUGCCAGAGACUGCCCAAGCUCCA